AUGGAGCUCGCAGCGGCUGUCAUUUUCUGCCGACACAGCGGGGAAGUCACGCGGCGGAGCGGCGGCAGGGGGGAGGUUUACUGGCGGCAGGUGUGGCGCGCGAUCCGACGGGGUAACCCCGAAUGGCGGCGCAUCCCGACGGCGAUGGAGAAGCAGUGGACGCGCAUGAAAGCGCGGUACGACGCGGAGACGCUCGAACCGCGGCGGAAGAAGCGGCGGAAACGGGGGACAGGCCGGUGCGCCGCGGAGCUGCAAGAAGGGGGGGCGGAACAGCAGGCAGGGGGGGCGGAGCAGGAGGUGGGGGGAGCGGGGCAGCAGGGGGGUGCCGCGGCACAGCAUGCGGGAGGCGCGGGGCAGCAGGCAGGGGCCGUGGAUGAGCAACGGCAGGGUGGGUCUACUAACGCGGAUGAGCAACCCAAUAACGCGUCAGGGGGGAACACAGGGGCAAAGGCAAAGGUGAGGGAACGGCCCAAGGCAGCAGGGGGGAAGGAUAAGGGACUGUGGCAAAAACCAGCAUGGUUCAAGUACAUUCGCAUGUUCUACGGGACUGAGCUCCAGGCGAGGAGAAACGUGGCAGCAAAUAAGGCUAGAAAAGCAGCUAGAGCGUCUGCUGCUGUUGCUGUUGCUACUAAGGUGUUUACGGCACCGAAGCAGCCUGCUGAAAUGUCAGCGUAUGCGUUUCCUGAGAGCAUUGGUUCAGGAUGGGGAGAGAAUAGUAGGCAGCAGGAGCAGCAGCCGCAGCAGCAGGGGCAGCAGCCGCAGCAGGAGCAGCAGCAGCAGGGGCAGCAGGAUCAACAACAACAGCACCAGCACCAGCAACGGCAGGAGCAGCAGCAGCAGCAGCAGCAGCAGCAGCAGCAACAACAACAGCAAGGAAAGAAGGGGCCCUCCCCAUCACCAUUACCUUUACCACCACCAUUACCGUUACUACCAUUACCUUCACGAUCCCCGCUUCUCCCUUUGGCAGCAGCAGCUCCGUCCACUGUCUCUCCCUCUGACGACUACUUGUUGUGCUUGCGCAGCAAAGUCACGCCGGCUCCCGCCGCUACAGACCCGAUUGUUGACAUAACGCGAAAAUAUGUUCACUCGUCGCAAAGAUAUGGUGGAUCUGGCAACAACCUACUGCGCCUGCCUGGUAACAGGGUUACGUGUGCUACCGACGCUACACCCUCCCUCCCUGCUACAUCCCCCAUGCCAUCUACAGCAUCCCUGCCCGCUACAGCCCCCUUUCCAGCUGCACCCCCGCUGCCUGCUACAAAUUCCCAGCCGGCGAGUUAUGAGCCUGCAUCAGCCCACAGACAAGGGGCAGCAGCAGCUCCGGGUACUUUGACUGCUGGGGAAGGCUCAUUGCGUGUUACGAUAGAACGCAGGGAGCGGAAGGAGGGAAGAUAUGCAAGGAGAGGAACGGAGAUCUCUACAGGAGGUGGAAAGGAUUCGAGCGUGGGGGUUUCGGGCGAGAGGUCGGGCGAGAGGGUGGGCGAGAGGUUGGGCGAGAGGGUGGGCGAGAGGUCGGGCGAGAGGUUGACUGGAGCCAUGGGUGUAGCCGUGAGAAGCGCGUGUUUCCAGUUUCAAGAGCUCACUCGGGAGUUGCUGGAGGAUGCGUACUCGCGAUUCGAGGAUUUGUCGCAGCAAUUAGCGGAGGAUGCUUCUGCUCAGUUUGAGGAGAUUGCGAGAGAGCUAAUGGAGAGUGACGCGCUGGGGCUUGGCAGAGAGUUAAUGGCUGAGGCUGUGGCGGCUAGUCAAGACGCUAAGAGGCGUAAGCGGAGGUAA
Molecule: messenger RNA, 1770 nt
Organism: Closterium sp. Naga37s-1
Lineage: Eukaryota; Viridiplantae; Streptophyta; Zygnematophyceae; Desmidiales; Closteriaceae
Source: the annotation of a GenBank genome assembly